Molecule: messenger RNA, 489 nt
Organism: Lolium perenne
Lineage: Eukaryota; Viridiplantae; Streptophyta; Magnoliopsida; Poales; Poaceae
Source: RefSeq, a predicted model, not a curated record
AUGGCUCUCGCCGCCAAGAGAUUUUGGGAUGGGAACAAGACUAGAAGCUCAAGACCAAGAGGAAGCUCAAGAUACUCUCCUCGUGACUCUCCAAGAAAUUUCUCCAAGAGCCCAAGGGAAGGGCAAAGGGGGAGAACGUGCUACAAUUGCAUCAACAAAAGUCAUUUUGUUGCGGAUUGUGUCUAUGAGAGAAGGGAAGACAAUGGUGGAAGGCUCGUCUGCAAAGACAACUUCAAAUCCCUCUCCAAAGGAUUCUCUAAGUUAUCCUCCAAGCCCGGUGACGCCAAGGUCUCCAUCACCAAGAAGCCUAGAGCUUUCAUUAUCUGUGAGGAGUAUUCCUCCGAUGAAGGCGAAGAGCGUGAAGAGAAGAGCUCGAACAAGGAAGAAGAGGGAUUGGCCGCCAUCGCCAUCUCCACUCUCUCCAACUCCCUCUUCAACUCUCCUAAUGAGAACCUCAUCGCCAACAACUCCCGUUGCCUUAUGGCAUAG